Paramecium tetraurelia is the source of this 2334-nucleotide messenger RNA. RefSeq lists its product as uncharacterized. Gene Ontology annotation, biological process: nucleoside triphosphate biosynthetic process. Gene Ontology annotation, cellular component: cytoplasm; cytosol. Gene Ontology annotation, molecular function: ATP binding; AMP kinase activity. The transcript is spliced from 4 exons. The record is from RefSeq and is a predicted model, not a curated record. Lineage: Eukaryota; Ciliophora; Oligohymenophorea; Peniculida; Parameciidae.
AUGCAAAAGGCUAAUAUCAUUUUUUUCUAUGGACCACCAGCAACAGCAAAAUCUUAUGUGGCCUAGUAAGUAGCAAAAUAAACAGGAUAUGUUUAUUUCAACUUGGAGGAAUUCUAUAGCAAGGUGAAAGCAUAAUCAGAGGUGGAAAAAUUGAAUAAAUUGAUGUAAGUGUUCUAGGCUGAACCAAAGAACUAUGUUGUUGAUGGAUUCCUAGAUAAAAAGGCUUAAGCUGUUGUAUUCUUUGAGCACUAUCAAAAACCCAGAUAUGUAGUAUAUUUCCAAUCUAGCAAAGAUGAAGUUGAAUAGAAUAUCAGAUUAUUGAGUACAGAAGAUCAAAAGAAAAGUCGUUUUUAGAGAUUUAGCAACUUCCUCUAAAAUCGUGAUGAACUGCUGGCUUACUUGAAGAAGUUUCAAUUCUUUGUAACUGUCGAUGCAGUAUAAAAAGGAUUGUCAAAUAAUUUUUAAUAAUCCUCAGAUUUGAUCAUUCAAUCUAUCAUGAGUUUUUUAAAGCCCAAGGUCUUGGUGGCCUUAACAUAUAACAAUGAGGAAUUGGCAGAAGUUUACUUGAAUAAAGUGGAGACAGAAUUGGGAUUCAAGCAUUUGCAUUUGGAAGCACUCUGUGAAGAAGAGUUAGCAAAAGGAACUCCACAAGGAAAAUAAAUGGGUGCAUUCCUCAACUCAGGUUAGGUAGUGCCACCUUAAAUGUAAAUAGAAUUGUUGAGGAAAUACUUGUAUGAUGAUCCUCAAUAAACUAAAUUUAUUCUUACAAGCUUCCCUGAAAAGUAUUAGGAAUUUAGAACUUUUGAAGAUAAAUUAUUCCCCAUUACUGGAUUGAUUAAUUUCUUGAAGGAAGGUAAAUCAGUGUCAUUUUCUGCAAAGAUAAAUCCAGUAUUGCAUUAUUCAGCAGAAGGCAAGAAUUUAAUAAUUCAAAAUGAAGAUUUGGGACCAUUCCAGUCUUUUUUAACAAAACGAGUAAAAUAUGGCGUUGUUAUUGGUCCUGUAAUGUCAGGUAGGUCAACAUUUGCUAAGUACAUCUCAUAAAAAUUUGGUUUGAAUUUGAUUGAAUGGGGAGAAACUACAAUCAAUUUUUUGAAGGAGAAGUCAAGCACAGUUCCUGGAGAACAAGUAGAAGAAUUGACUUUGCCUAUGAUUAUCAAAUACUAUAGGGAAUUCUUUAGUAAUGUUACAAAUGAAAAAUAUGUUUUCGAUGGAUUCCCUCCAGGAUGCGAAAAGCCAGAGUAGAUUUUGUAGUUUUUAAAUUUGGGAUAAGCUAGCUGGAUAUUAAAUAUUGGAGUUGAUUAAACUAAUUACUGGAUCAGAUAUAAAAUCAAGACAGAUCUCGAUGCACAAGAUAUUACAGAUGAUCAAAAGGAGAUACUGAUUACUAACUUAAAAGCACAUGAGGAAAUCCUUAAGUAAGUUUAAGUGUAUGUAUAAUAACAACCUGAUUGUAAAUUAUUUAAAUAAGAUACAAAUUAUUCCUUGGAAUAGAAUUUCAAAGCAAUUGACUAGAUUUUUGGAAAGAGAGUGUAUUUGGCAUCAAUCUUAGCUAAUUUAGAUUCAGAUAUCUAUGAAGCCUUGAAAUUGAUAUACGUCAACAUUGCUGCAAAACACAGAAUGGCAUUUGUUGAUGUUGAAUAAUUGAUUGCUAAGAACUUUGACAAACUUUCUAAUGAUUACGAGAUGAGAUGGACAAAACAAAAUUGUAAGAAUCCAUCCAAUUUUACUCCUGAAACUGUGAUGAAAUUAGUUAAGUAAUACAUAGAUGAGUUACCGAUUUAAAGCAGAGAUGUAUUGUUGUGGGGUUACAUAUCAGCUGAUUAAUAGGGGGACAAAUAACAACAAGAACAAAUAUUCCCAAGAGCCACAGAUGAAUUGAUGAUGGUCGAGAAGUCUUUGGGAUAGAUUAAAGUCUUGUAUGCAAUCACUGAAUAACCAUUGAAUUCAGAAAUCAAUGAUCCUGAAUGGGUUUUAGAAAAACCAGAAGUCCCACCUCCUAAAUAAGAAGGCGAUGGAGGAGAUGAAGAACCCAAAGAUGGUGGAAAUGCGGAUGGAGAAGAAAAUGUUCCAAAGUUUAAUAUUUAUAAUUAUUAAUGGACUAAAAGUGAAGUUCCUAAAAAUAUGGCUUAAAUCUUCAUGAAGGUCAAAUAACCCAAUCCUGUCUAACUUGAAGUCAGUGAUUAUAGCUUUAAAUUAAUUUAUGAUAACUUUGAUGAGCUUGUCUAAUCAUUUUAAGAAAAUAACAAUCUUACAUAUUAUGCUUAGAUAUAAUUACAAUAACCAAUUAUGGAUUGAAUUAUUCAUUAAAAAUAUAUAUUAUUCAAUGAGUAAAUA